Molecule: messenger RNA, 3079 nt
Organism: Drosophila montana
Lineage: Eukaryota; Metazoa; Arthropoda; Insecta; Diptera; Drosophilidae
Gene: Ance-3
Product: Ance-3
Exons: 9
Coding region: 362-2929 (855 amino acids)
Biological process (GO): proteolysis
Cellular component (GO): plasma membrane
Molecular function (GO): metallopeptidase activity; peptidyl-dipeptidase activity
Source: RefSeq, a predicted model, not a curated record
UUUGCGUUCUUCGCGUGAUUAGUAAACAUCUUAAAAAAUAUUUAAGAAUCCCAAACAAAAGUCACUUCUAUCCGUGCGGUUUCUCAAAGUCGAGAUACUUCCUCGAGUGAUCGGUAAAAACCAAACAGCAUUUCGAAAACCCUCUUACUCGAACCUGAAUUUUUAAUUUUGUCUAUGCAUUAGAUUCUUUGCGUGUUCAGCUUCUUCAUAUAGCCUGUGAUCGUUUGCCCUAUUUGAGCGUUAAAAAUAAUGUCAUAAAGCUGUAAUUAAAAUUGUAAAUUGCUUGUGAAAGAUUUAAUUAGCGGUGCGCGCUGACCUUGAGAGUGUUAAAUAUAUAGAUUUCGUUGCAUGAUAAACGAAUAUGUGGAAUUGUCUUUUUUUUAUAUGCUCCACGCUAUGGAGCCUGAGUCGUGCUAAUCCACAACUUAAUUUGCCUACACCACAGCCGGAGAUCUUCUACAAUGGCUACACGCCCAAUGUGGCCACAACUCCCGCCCAGCUAAGAGCAGAUCACGAUCGUAGCCAGCGCUUUGGGCCGCCCUAUAUGGAUGAUGGGGCUGGAGGCAGCGGCAGCAAUAGCGAUGAUGGACUGGACGACUUUAGGUAUGGUCAGACCUAUGAUGAGCGCAUGCGACUGGGUUACGCCUAUCCCACACCCCGACUGAAUUUUAGUGAUCGCGCCGAUGAUUCACCCUUCAGUGGGGAUCAAAAUCCCAGUCGUGGCCAAGAUAAUCGUUAUGCGAAUCACAAUUAUGGACCAACAUCUAGCAGCACCGAACGCAACUAUGGCAAUUUUAAUGAUCCGCCCAACAAUAUUAAUCAGAAUAAUGCACCUUACGCGGGAGUGAAUCCCAGCUACAACAAUCGAAACGAUCAAUAUAACUACAAUAACAAUCCCAAUGUGGAAUUUGUGGGGGUUAACAAUCGCAAUCGAUUUGAGAACCCCUAUCUAUCGAAUCAGGAUCGAUUUAAUCUCAACCAGGGCUAUCUGGAGCGUCAGCGCUAUCAACAGGAUCGUCGCUAUCAGCAGGAGCUGGAGAAGUUACGCAAUUUGCUGGUCGAAACGGAUCAGAAGGGUUCGCUCGAGUGCACCGCCAAUGUGGCGGCCCAAUGGAAUUUCGAGACAAACGUAAACGAUUUUACACAAACGGAAGCGCUAAAUGCCCAGCAACGUUAUGUGGAGUAUCAGCGCAUAACAGCCGAACAAUCGAAGCAUAUUAACAAGGAUCUCAUAUUUGAUCGACGUUUAUAUAGACAGCUGAUGUUGCAAUCUGAAGUGGGACCCAAUUCCUUACCCCUGGAUGUUUUGGACAGAUAUAAUCGCUUGUUGAACGAAAUGCUAUUCUUGUAUAACGAUGCCAGCAUUUGCGCCUAUCAGCAGCCUUUUCAAUGUGAUUUGCGCUAUAUACCCCAUCUCAAGGAUAUUAUGGCCAAGAGCAGAGAUUGGGAUGAGUUGCAGCAUACUUGGGUGGAGUAUCAUCGCAAAGCGGGGCGGGGCAUGCGCGAUAACUACGAGCAAUUGAUUGACGUCAUGCAGGAUGUAGCCUCAGUAAACAAUGUUACCAAUGGCGGGGAGUAUUGGUUUUUGGCCUAUGAAUCAGGAAACUUUCGCCAGGAUAUGGACAUUGUGUGGGAGCAGAUACGUCCGCUGUACGAAAGCCUGCACUCAUAUGUGCGCCGCAAGCUGCGAGAUUAUUAUGGACCAGAUCGCAUUAACCGCAUUGCGCCCAUACCCUCCCAUAUAUUGGGCAACAUGUACGGACAGUCCUGGUCGAAUGUGCUGGACAUACUUAUACCCUAUCCGGGUCGCAAGCUGAUUGAUGUUACACCGCGCAUGGUGGAACAGGGCUAUACGCCGCUGCUAAUGUUUCAGUUGGCCGAGGAGUUCUUUACCUCAAUUAAUAUGUCCGCCGUGGGACCGGAUUUCUAUAGAAAUUCGGUGUUUGAGCAGCCGCUGGAUAGGCGCAUCCUCUGCGAGCCAUCCGCCUGGGAUUUUUGCAAUCGUCACGAUUACCGUGUGAAAAUCUGCACGGACAUCAAUCAACGCAGUCUGGUUAGCGUGCAUCAUGAGAUGGCGCACAUUCAAUACUUUCUGCAAUAUCGCCAUUUACCCAAGAUCUUUCGUAAUGGUGCCAAUCCAGCUUUUCAUCAAGCAGUGGGCGAUGCAAUUGGCCUGUCCGUCUCCACACCAAAGCAUUUACAGACUUUGGGACUACUGCAGCGAUCACUGGAUGAGUCGAGCUAUGAUAUUAACUAUUUGUUUACCAUGGCUAUUGAUAAGGUUGCCUUUUUGCCCUUUGCCUUGGCUUUGGAUAACUGGCGUUACGACGUCUUCAGCGGCAAUGCCAAUAAGAGAGUUAUGAAUUGUCACUACUGGAAUUUGCGUGAAAAGUAUUCUGGUAUUAAGCCACCUGUCUUACGAUCGGAAAAGGACUUUGAUGUUGGCGCAAAAUAUCAUAUACCGGCAAAUAUACCCUAUAUUAAAUACUUUUUCUCCACGGUGCUGCAGUUCCAAUUGUAUCGAAGAAUGUGUCUUGUCGCUGGCCAGUAUGUGCCCAACGAUCCGCGUAAGCCGCUGCACAAGUGCGACAUCUAUCGGCAGCCAGCCGCAGGCAAUCUGUUAAAACAACUGAUGGCCAAGGGCGCAUCCCAGCCCUGGCAGGAGGUGCUGGAGGAGACCUUGGGCGAGGGUCGGCUCGAUGGCAGCGCUCUGCGUGAGUACUUUGCCCCGUUAGAGGAAUGGCUGCGUCAGGAAUCGCUGCGCACCAACGAGUAUGUGGGCUGGAAUUACGAUGGGGACUACUGUAAGCGAAGCAUCGAGACAGCCGGCCUGCAGAUCUUUGGGGGCUACUACAACGGCGUCUCCAGGCCGCUGACGAACCUACUGCUGCUCACGCUCAGCGCCUGGCUGAGCUAUCUAACUAUCUAAAAGCUGGCAUAUUCUAUAAAAUCAAUAUAUGUAUAUAUAUAUUUAUAUAUAUUUAUGUGUGUAUAUUAACUUCCGCUUUAAUUCGAGUCAAGUUGAACUUGAAUCAAUGCCAAAAACAAUUUGAAAAUAAAAUCUAAUCAAAUGCAUAAA